Molecule: messenger RNA, 884 nt
Organism: Bradysia coprophila
Lineage: Eukaryota; Metazoa; Arthropoda; Insecta; Diptera; Sciaridae
Gene: ClpP
Product: Caseinolytic protease proteolytic subunit
Biological process (GO): protein quality control for misfolded or incompletely synthesized proteins
Cellular component (GO): endopeptidase Clp complex
Molecular function (GO): ATPase binding; ATP-dependent peptidase activity; serine-type endopeptidase activity
Source: RefSeq, a predicted model, not a curated record
UGAUUACCAUUAUUUUACGUUGACUAGCGAAGAGAGAGUUGAAAGUGCUAUCAAAUUGUGUUUCGUAAACUGAAUUCGGGAAAAGUAAUAAACAGCAAAGACACAAAAAAUGAUGAAAUUGGCGAGGAUACUUUCAAAAGCUGUGAACGCUUCAAUCGUGCCACACAGUAAAAUUCAUACGAGUCUGACGAGUAGCCUAAAUUUAGUUCCAAUCGUUGUUGAGCAGACGGGUCGUGGCGAAAGGGCUUACGACAUUUUCUCACGUCUAUUGAAAGAAAGAAUCAUUUGCCUAAUGGGACCGGUUCAUGAUGACUUAAGUUCGUUAAUUGUGGCCCAGCUACUGUUCCUGCAGUCUGAAAGCAGCACAAAGCCGAUUCACAUGUACAUUAAUUCCCCUGGAGGUAGUGUCACUGCUGGUCUAGCCAUAUACGACACAAUGCAAUACAUUAAAGCACCAGUCGCCACCUGGUGUGUUGGUCAGGCAGCAUCAAUGGGAUCUUUGCUACUAUCUUCUGGAGCACCCGGAAUGAGACACGCUCUACCAAAUGCCAGAAUAAUGAUCCAUCAAGUUUCCGGUGGAGCUCAGGGUCAAGCGACUGAUAUUGAAAUUCAAGCAGCCGAGAUAAAUAGAUUGAAAAAGAAUUUGACGAACAUUUAUGUUAAGCACACGAAACAACCGUACGAUCUACUGUAUAGCAAAAUGGAACGUGAUCAUUUUUUGAGUGCGGAUGAAGCUAAGGAAUUGGGUAUUGUGGAUACUGUAUUGGAGCACCCGCCGUCAGCCGAUUCGGAGAAGCAGGAAAAGUAAAAAUGGUCUGAGUUUGAGGAGAGAUUUUUUUUAUAUUAUUUGGUUAAAGUUUUAUUAAAGAAACAAAUGCAGUGAA